AUGGAAAUACGACUGGGACUCAGGAUCACCCUGGUCUUAAUCGUCCUGGCUUUGACCCUGUCCAGUGAGACGGUACAUGCACAGAGGGCAGGUUGUAAAAAUGUUCACUACGACUUGGCGUUUAUCCUGGACACCUCAUCCAGUGUGGGAAAGGAGAACUUUGAAAAGAUCCGGCAAUGGGUGUCCAACCUGGUGGAUUCUUUUGACGUUGGACCAGAUAAAACCCGGGUGGCUGUAGUACGUUACAGUGACAGGCCAACCAUAGAGUUUAACCUGGGCAGGUACAGGAGCCUGGAGGAUGUGAAGAGGGCCGCUCGGAACAUACGCUACCUAGGGGGGAAUACAAUGACGGGGGACGCGAUCAGCUACACUACAAAUAACAUUUUCACGGAGCGGAACGGAGCAAGACCCAGAGCCCGUGGAAUCCAGAGAGUGGCCAUCCUUCUCACAGACGGUAGGAGCCAGGAUUAUGUUCUGGAGCCCUCCAAGGCUGCGACUGCGGCUGGGAUCCGGAUGUUCGCCGUGGGCAUUGGAGAAGCGCUUAAAGAGGAGCUGGAGGAGAUCGCAGCCGAGCCCAAAAAUGCCCACGUCUUCCAUGUGACCGACUUCAAUGCCAUUGACAAGAUUAGGGGCAGGCUGAGGAAGAGACUAUGUGAAAACGUACUGUGUCCAAACAUGAAAGUACAACAACCUGAUCGCUUCAAGCCCAACAGCACCAGUUACGGUCUGGACGAGGUUCCAGGGUUCGACCUGAUGGAAUACUUCAAUGUGAGGGAUAUUCUGGGGACCAGAGACGAGGAAGGCCAGAGUUCCUAUGUUCGCCUUGGUACGAUGCCCAUAGUGCAGCAGACAGAAGAUGUGUUUGCUCAGGGCCUGCCAGAUGAAUAUGCAUUUGUGACGACAUUCAAAUUUAGGAAAACCUCAAGACGUGAAGACUGGUACCUGUGGCAAGUCUAUGACAAAUAUGGAAUCCCACAGGUGUCGAUCAGGCUGGACGGAGAGAAUAAGGCAGUGGAAUACAAUGCUGCCGGAGUGACAAAGGAUGCAGUCCGAGCCGUGUUCAAGAACCCAGAAGUGGAAAACCUGUUUGACCGCAACUGGCACAAGAUUGCCAUCAGUGUGGAGGCCAAGACUGUGUCCCUCUACCUGGACUGCAAGCACAUUGACACACUGCCUCUAGAGGAGAGAGAGGACAUAGACAUUCAAGGAAAGACUGUCAUAGGAAAGAGAUUGUAUGACAGUGUACCAAUCGAUUUCGAUCUUCAGAGGAUGAUGAUUUACUGCGAUGCCAAACAUGCUGAGCUGGAGACCUGCUGUGAUCUACCCACUGGGCCGUGUCCCAAAAAGGUAGUGACAGAAGCUCCUCCAGUAGAGAUCUCAACUCCAACGCCGACCAGCGCAGAGCAACAGAAAGGUCCUGAAGUCAACUGCUCGUGCCCUGCUGGAGACAAGGGAGAGAUUGGAGAACCUGGUGUGGCAGGUCCCAAGGGUGAAAAGGGUGACACAGGUGCUACAGGUGCUACUGGACCAUCUGGCCUCAAAGGAGAAAAAGGAGAAACUGGCAAAGUCAUCUCUGUCAAAGGUGACAGAGGGGAGAAGGGUGACAGAGGCAGUAUAGGAUUAACAGGUGCUGCUGGACCAAAAGGAGAGAAGGGGCUAGGAGGAGUGCCUGGUAUCGAUGGCUUACCUGGGGACAAAGGAGACAAAGGUGAAGCAGGCUCACCAGGAAGUAAGGGGGUGCAAGGUCCAACUGGCCCAAAGGGAAUUCAAGGUGAUGCUGGAAUUCCUGGUGCACCAGGACUGAGAGGUGUAACUGGUGAAACUGGCAACAAAGGUGAAAAAGGUGUACCAGGUGCCCCAGGCCUAGCUGGUAUUGAUGGACUACCUGGGAAAAAUGGUGUUCCUGGAAAAGAUGGGUUGAGAGGAUUGGGUGGUACUCCUGGUCCAAGUGGAAUCAAAGGAGACAAGGGGGACAGAGGGCUUCCCGGAAUACCUGGAGAUGUAGUUCAGAAGGCAGGCAUAAGAGGAGAAAAGGGAGACGCAGGGCCCCCAGGGCCCCCUGGGGCUGACGGACCCCCUGGGCCUCCUGGUCCUCCCGGUGAACAAGGCAUACCUGGAGCGCCUGGUGAAUUCGGCCAGAGGGGAAAGAAAGGAGAAAAUGGGUUGCCUGGAGUGGAUGGCCUUCCUGGACCUGUUGGCCCACAAGGUCCACCCGGGGCCCCAGGAAACCCUGGACUCACUGGACCUCCUGGCCUACCUGGUGAAAUUGGGUUCUCCGGCAAACCUGGAGAGAUGGGCAAGCCUGGCCUUCCUGGUAAAGAUGGUCUGGAUGGGCUUCCUGGAACUGAUGGUGCUCCGGGCCCCAGGGGAGAGCGUGGAACUGACGGAGGAGACGGAAAACCCGGGCCAAAGGGUGAUGAUGGGCCUCCGGGACCAAGAGGGCCCCCUGGGGAGAGAGGAGAAGCUGGUUUACCUGGACAGAGAGGGGCUGAUGGAUCAAGAGGAGAGAGAGGUGUUCCUGGAGAGAGGGGCGUGGACGGACACAUUGGGCCAAAGGGAGAAAAAGGAGAUAAGGGUGAAGUGGGGCCUCGGGGACUACCAGGAGCGCCAGGAAAUGUUGCAAGUGUCAUCCCUGAACCCGGUGAACCAGGAAAACCUGGAGAGAAAGGAGAAAAGGGGGAUCAAGGAAAACCAGGAGAGAUUGGCCAGAGGGGGUUACCUGGAGAACAAGGCUUUAAGGGUGCGCCUGGACUGCCAGGCCCUAAAGGUGACACUGGACUUCAAGGUGAACCAGGAAGAGUUGGGGACCCUGGUCCUCCUGGCAUUGCUGGGGCACAAGGUGCUCGGGGUCUGCCGGGAAAUGUGGGCUUACCUGGCGUCAUUGGACCACCUGGCCCGGCUGGAGUCAGAGGAGACAAGGGUGACCCAGGUAAACCAGGGUCAAUAGGCCUCAUCGGUCCACCUGGAGAGCCUGGUUCUAUUGGACCCCCUGGACCUGCAGGGAAAGGAAAGGAUGGGCAAAAUGGAGAACCAGGGCCUCAAGGAAUUCAGGGACCUCCAGGACUGAAGGGAUCACCAGGCCCAAGGGGAGACCCCGGACCACAGGGAGAAAGAGGCCAGUCUGGAGAAGGCAAGAUUGGACCACCGGGACCUCCUGGAAAGAACGGAGACCCGGGGCCUGCGGGACUGAGAGGACCACCAGGAGUCGCAGGUCCCCAAGGCCCAGCUGGACAUAAUGGUUUACCUGGAAGGCCGGGAGAGAAGGGAUCCCCUGGAGAGCCUGGUAAAGUUGCUGACCUGCCUGAUCUCAAGGACAUAUGCUCCGAUUGCCCUGCAGGCCCCCCUGGUCCUCCUGGUAUGCCUGGACUCCCUGGAGACAAAGGACAUACAGGGCCCCCAGGCAAAAGUGGACAAGAUGGCUUCCAGGGCCCACCCGGACCAGCCGGACCUCAGGGACCUCCUGGAGCUGAUGGCACAAAGGGAAUCAAAGGAGACCGAGGCCCUGCUGGUGCUCCAGGAGACAAAGGAGACAAGGGUCACCCAGGUCCCCCUGGUCACCCCGGCCCACCUGGAAUAAUGGGAGCCGCUGGUAACGAUGGACAGCCUGGCCCUCCUGGUCCCCCAGGGCCCCCUGGAGAAAAGGGCAAAGAGGGUCUCAAAGGAAUCCAGGGACCACCAGGCCUUCCGGGAUUAAUGGGUGAGCCAGGAAAAAUAGGAAAAGAUGGACGGCCUGGUGAACAGGGAGAGCCGGGCAAACAAGGCGAGCCUGGACCACCCGGACCAUCGGGGCUCAGGGGACUUCCCGGAUUCAAAGGUCAUAGAGGGGAACCUGGACUUCCAGGGCAAAAGGGUGAAGAUGGAAAGCCUGGGGCACCGGGCCGUGAAGGCAAACCUGGCAAAGAGGGUCCUAAGGGGCCUCCUGGACUUGAGGGCAUGAUGGGACCACGAGGAGAGUCGGGCAAACCCGGAGAACCAGGACCAUCAGGGAAAGCCGGCCUCCCUGGAACGCCUGGGCUGAUGGGUAACAAGGGAGAGCCAGGCAGCCCCGGAUUACCCGGCUUUAGUGGGCCCAAAGGCCCUGCGGGGCCUCCUGGUCCUGUCGGUCCAGAGGGUAAACAGGGAAUGCCAGGCCGAGUUGGAGAUCGAGGAAUAAAGGGGGAUAAGGGUGACCCAGGCACAAAGGGAGACAAAGGACACUCAGGAGAUCCAGGAAUCCCAGGAAACCCUGGCCCCCCAGGCCGGAAGGGACACACAGGCAUGAUGGGAAUGACCGGACCACAGGGUGAAAUGGGACCACCGGGACCUCAGGGACCCUCUGGAAACCCAGGUCAACCUGGACCAAGAGGAGAGUCAGUGUCACUGGAGCAAAUGAGACGGCUCAUCCAGGAGGAGCUGGCCAAACAACUUGAUGCCAAACUGGCCUACCUCAUGGCUCAGAUGCAGCCUGCUCAUGUGAAGACCACUGCAGGGCGGCCUGGACCUCCAGGGCCUCCUGGUAAAGACGGUAGUACAGGAAGGCCAGGCCCUCCUGGAGAGCCUGGAAUGCCUGGGCAGAGUGGAGGAGAAGGACCUAGAGGACCCAUGGGCCCUCCAGGUGAAAAAGGAUCACGAGGAGAGAAGGGAGAGGCUGGUGUUGGUGAGAGAGGAGAACCUGGACCUGUUGGUCCCAUAGGUCCUGCUGGUUUACCUGGUUAUGGUAAAGACGGAAGCCCAGGACAAGCUGGAGCACAGGGAGAGCCAGGAAACCCUGGGCCACAUGGGCAGCCGGGCCCCCCUGGGCCCCCGGGUCAGUGUGACCCCUCACAGUGCGCUUACUAUGCCAGUCUGGCACAGAGACCCCACACCAAGAAUGUCAAAGGAACUUAGACUGAUGGACUCACAGCCUGAUGUCCAGCUAUAUUUAUGAACUGGCUCCAUAUCAGUCCAGAACUUUCUCUUUUUGGGAUGACCUCAUUGUGGAGGCUGAGGCGACUGUGCUGCUGGCGGAUUCUUUUAUAUUGUUUGAUAAAGGAACAAAGCUUUGGA
Boleophthalmus pectinirostris (great blue-spotted mudskipper) is the source of this 5025-nucleotide messenger RNA. It is a transcript of the gene col22a1, whose product is annotated as collagen, type XXII, alpha 1. NCBI's taxonomy places the organism in Eukaryota, Metazoa, Chordata, Actinopteri, Gobiiformes, Gobiidae. Bases 1 to 4866 code for a protein of 1621 amino acids. The transcript is spliced from 64 exons. The record is from RefSeq and is a predicted model, not a curated record.